UUACCCACGGCAUAAAGAAAGGGGCCCUGUUAGUCAACAAUAGGGGGAAAGACAGAGACAAUGGGAAAUUGUGCUUCCGAUGGGUGGGAACAGAGAAGGAAAGGACAGACAGACGGACAGAUGGGGAGGGCAGAGCUGGAUAGAAGGGGUCAGCUUCCUUGAAGCAGCCCACCUUAAGAGCCUCUUCCUAAAGGGCCAUGCACACCCAGCCGCCGGUGGGCAGAGGUGCUGGGAAGGGAGGUAGAGGAGCUGCCUAAAUGAGACCCACAUGGAAGUGCAGAGGAACCGAGGUUGACUGCUAUGGAUCUGUGAGCCACAUUCAGGCUUCAUUCCCAUCCCACCGGUCCUACACCUUCACGCCCACUGGUCAGUCCACCCCCUUCUGGUUCAAGAGCGUUUAGAAGAAACAAGGCACCUGCUUUCUGCACUCUUCCAGCACCGGGAUGCAGCCUUUCUCACAGGACCCACUUGACUGCCUUGAGCAGGACAGAAAGCGGCUGAGCACUGCUCCCUUCGUCUCUGGAAGAGACCAGCUUCUCACAGACCGUGCAUUCCGACCACGGCCCAUCAUGCCAGGUGGCCUCACCCUUCCUGCACUGUGCCAACUCCUUCUCCUUUGGGCCUUUGCCAUCUUCCACAAAGCCCUGGGGGAUUCAGCAUUCCACCCGGGCCCCCACUACCUCCUGCCCCCCAUCCACGAGGUCAUUCACUCUCGUCGUGGGGCCACGGCCACGCUACCCUGCGUCCUGGGCGCCUCGCCUCCCAGUUACAAGGUACGCUGGAGCAAAGUGGAGCCCGGGGAGCUCCGGGAGACACUGAUCCUCAUCACCAACGGACUGCACGCCCGGGGCUAUGGGCCUCUGGGAGGGCGCGCCAGGAUGCGUAGGGGCCACCGCCUGGACGCCUCCCUGGUCAUCGAGGGCGUGCGCCUGGAGGACGAGGGCCGGUACCGCUGCGAGCUGGUCAACGGCAUCGAGGACGAGAGCGUGGCGCUGACCUUGCGCCUGGAAGGUGAGGCCCUUCCGCGGCCUUCUGCUCCUCCCUGGACAGGCUGGGCCAGCGCCGAGCCGCGCAUCCCAUGUCCCCAGGCCUGGACCCAGGUGUCCGCGACGGGCAAGACCUCAGAGGAACUCAGCUGCCUGGCUCCCACCCCCUGGUGUGGGAGCGCGUAG
Ictidomys tridecemlineatus (thirteen-lined ground squirrel) is the source of this 1172-nucleotide messenger RNA. Lineage: Eukaryota; Metazoa; Chordata; Mammalia; Rodentia; Sciuridae. The record is from RefSeq and is a predicted model, not a curated record.